This is a messenger RNA of Pieris napi, 2584 nucleotides long. RefSeq lists its product as uncharacterized. The record is from RefSeq and is a predicted model, not a curated record. NCBI's taxonomy places the organism in Eukaryota, Metazoa, Arthropoda, Insecta, Lepidoptera, Pieridae. Gene Ontology annotation, biological process: DNA integration. Bases 318 to 2471 code for a protein of 717 amino acids. The transcript has a single exon. Gene Ontology annotation, molecular function: nucleic acid binding.
AGUGGAAGACUAAUGAGCCUCAAUUAAUUUCAGAGUCUGCAACAGAAGCCUCGCAUAAUCUUAAUGUUGGGGGGAAUGAGCCAAGUAAGACCUUAGGUUUAGGUUGGUUACCUGUUUGUGAUGAUCUUUAUUUCCCACUUGGGUUCUCUACUGCGGCUAACACAAAACGUAGUUUGCUUUCAGUGAUCUCACAAAUAUUUGAUCCUUUAGGCCUUCUCUCUCCUGUUGUCAUUAAAUUUAAGAUUAUAUUACAAAGUUUAUGGUUGCAGAAUCUAUAAUGGGAUGAACCUCUUCCUUCGCACAUCCAAGCACUCUGGAUGGAUGCUACUAAAAAUUUAAAUGUGUUAAAUAAUUUACGGGUAUCACGUCAUGUAAUGAUUAACUCGUAUGAACAAUUAGAAAUUCAUGUGUUUUCGGACGCUUCUGAAAGGGCAUACGGUGCCUGUUUAUACAUACGUAGUAGUGAUCGUAGCGGUAAUGUAUUAGUACGUUUAUUAACAGCUAAGAGUAGGGUAGCACCGAUUAAACCAACUACAAUACCACGGCUCGAGCUUUGUGGAGCUCAAGUGGCUGCAAAACUAUAUAAAAAGGUUUGUAGUUCGUUAAGAAUUAAAGUUACGAAAUCAUUUUUCUGGACUGACUCUUCCAUUGUAUUAGGUUGGCUUAAGAUGUUGCCAAGUAAAUUAAAUACGUUUGUAAGGAAUCGCGUCGGAGACAUUUUAGAAAUAACCGGUGAUUGUGAAUGGCGUCAUGUUCCUACCGCUCAAAACCCAGCUGAUUAUGUUUCUCGAGGAGUUAAAGUCGAUGAUAUUGAAUCACUAAACAUAUGGUGGUCAGGACCAAACUUUUUACAGAAGUCUUAUACUGAUUGGCCUUCCAUUUUAGUACAAUGUGAACCGUUGCCAGAAAUGCGUAAUGAGGUAUGUUUACUUAACAUUGCUCAUCCAAUAGAAUUCAUUCAAUUUGAACGCUUUUCAAAUUUUAACAGACUACGUCGUGCUAUAGCUUAUCUACUUAGGUUUAUUGAAUCGUGUAAGGGUCGACGUGCUGUAACUAAUUACCUUACUGAAACAGAAUUAAGUAAUUCACUUAACGUUAUUAUUCGUUCUGCUCAGAGAGAAUCUUUUCCAGAAUAUGAUAUUCUUUUACAAAAGAAAGAAUUACCAGUUAAAAGUGCUUUGUUAAAAUUUAAUGUAUUUUUAGAUCAAAAUAAUUUAAUGCGUAUUGGCGGUCGUAUUAGUAAUUCACAAUUUUCAUAUGAUAAAAAACAUCCUUUACUAUUAAUGUCCACACAUCGAUUAACACAAUUAAUAUUUCAACAUGAACAUUUGAAACUUAUGCAUGCUGGGCCACAGUUAUUGUUAUCUUCAAUAAGAGAAGUUUAUUGGCCUAUCGGUGGUAGAAAUUUAGCAAAGGCUACUUAUAGACGAUGUAUCAGGUGUACACGCAUGAAAGGAAAGAUUGAAGCUCCUAUUAUGGGUAAUUUACCCCAGCGUCGAGUAACUCCCGGUAACUAUCCUUUUGAGUCUGUUGGCGUGGACUAUGCAGGUCCUAUUGCUUCUGUCAGUCGUCAAGGUCGAGGCUCUCGUAUUGUCAAAGUUUAUAUAGUUAUAUUUGUAUGUUUUACGACUAAAGCAUUACAUCUGGAAUUAGUGGGUAAUUUGACAAGUAACAGUUUUAUUUCUACUUUUCGUCGAUUCAUUGCUCGUCGGGGUAAACCAUUGCACUUAUAUUCAGAUAAUGGUACUACAUUUGUUGGGGCUUGUAAAGAUUUAGCUAAUUUCUUAAUGCGUAACUCUGACUCUCUUGCCACUGAUCUCAUCAAUGAUGGCAUAAACUUUCAUUUCAUACCUGCGUAUUCACCACAUUUUGGUGGGAUUUGGGAGGCAGCAGUUAAAUCUACGAAAUACCAUUUAUUAAGAGUAUUAGGGAACUCUAAAUUAACUUUUGAAGAAUUGUAUACAGUUUUAACGCAAAUAGAAGCUAUUUUAAACUCACGACCACUCACUCCCUUAUCAACGCACCCUGAAGAUCUGACCCCACUGACCCCUGGACAUUUUUUGAUCGGACGUCCACUCACAGCUAUUCCAACUGAAAGUUAUGUAGACCACAAUUAUAGUCAUCUUUCAAGAUUUCGAAGAAUUGAACAGCUUCGUCAACAUUUCUGGACACGAUGGAGCAAGGAGUAUAUCUCAGAACUCCAAAAACGGACAAAAUGGCAAACCCAAGGAAACCCUUUGCAAAUUGACUCACUUGUUUUGCUAAAGGAGGAAAAUCUGCCACCUAUGAAAUGGAAGCUGGGUCGCAUCGUGGCGCUCUUUCCUGGUGCAGAUGAUGUUGUUCGUGUCGCAGAAAUUAGAACGUCGACUGGAAAUGUGAGACGAUCAUUUUCGAAAAUUUGUCCAUUGCCGAGUGGAUUGGUUGAAGCCAAGCCUUCAACGCCUGGGGGCAUGUUGGUGCAUAGCGCCUGAAUAUUAUUGAGUAGCAACUACUACAAUUGUCUUAACUGCUACAAACAGAACAAGGGCGUGCUUUAGUUUGUAGUAUUACUAAUUCAUUCCAAUUACACCUCUGUACAAAGAAA